Molecule: messenger RNA, 2692 nt
Organism: Oldenlandia corymbosa var. corymbosa
Lineage: Eukaryota; Viridiplantae; Streptophyta; Magnoliopsida; Gentianales; Rubiaceae
Source: the annotation of a GenBank genome assembly
UUCAAAUUACCCCCAAAAUAAUAAAAAUAUUAGAAAAUUUUCCCCAAAGCUUACAGUAAACCUUCUUGCAUUUUUGUUUUCUCUCUUAUCUUUCUAGAAAACCCCAGAUUUCAGCCCCCCCUACCAAUCAAUUUUAGGGUUUUUGUUUACUGGGUUUGUGGAUUCGUAGAACUUUGUUUAUCCUUCAGAAGUUAACAACUCCACUUCUUGAUUUUCCGAUCAAGAGAAGUUUUGGUUUUUGGAACAUGAUACCAGUUCAGGAAGCUCCAUAUGGUCUGAGUGCUGGUUGAAAAAAUUAAAGUAAUGUCAGAUUUGCGUUCGUAUGAGAUUGAGGAUUUGGUAUGGGAUGAGUUUUCUCUCAGUGAAGAUCACAUAGUGCCUCAUUCGGCAGGUGAAGAGGCCAGCGACGACUCAUUUCCUGAGGGGAGCCGUAAAAAACCUUGUCGCGAGUUUGUUGGUAUUCCAGGUAAUGCUAGAGAGCAAUCUGCAGAUCGAAGUGCUUGUCAGAGGAAGACACAAGAAAGUACUACACCUCUGGAUGAUAGAAGGAAUAUAAUGCUAGAGAAAGAGUCCUGGGCACACACCCCUAAUGGUGUAUUUCCUUCUCUAUCUGACAGUAAUUCAGCCAAAGAAGUAUCAAUUUUAGCAUCUGAUGGGACCAGAAUAUCAAAUCAUGGCUUUGACAACAGUAAUUCUGAUCUGAUUGGCAGCGGUUAUUGUACCACUGAUUCCAUGCUCAUAGACAAGGGUGCCGCAGCAGAUAAUAACUCAUACAACUAUCCUCUAGGCCACAUUCCCCAAGCAGAUAAUGAUAUUAUUUUCUUUGAUGAUAAUCAAAAUGAAAAAGAAUCUAGCGAUUUCUUGUACUAUGGCUGGCCUGACAUUGGGAACUUUGAGGAUGUCGACAGGAUGUUUAGAAGCUGUGAUUCAACUUUUGGACUCGGUGCUAGCAGUGAAGAUGAAUUGGGAUGGUUUACAUCAUCAGAUGCAAUGGAAGGAUCCGGAAACAUGUUGAACUCUGAGUUUGAACCUCCAUGUCCUGCCGCAAGUACAAUGGAACAAAACUCAGAAAAACAUGAUCCUGUGAGAACAAAUGGAACAUACUCAACAAUAAGUGGUUCUGGCAUAAAAAGUGCCCUUGGAAGCUGUGAGGACAACUCAUGGAACAAGGAUGAUCCUGCCAACAUCGGUCAGUUGUCUUUUGCAGAUGGCACAGGUAGCUCUGAGAACACGGGCAGUUUAAGGCCCAGAAAGCAGGGUGUUGAGCUCAAGAGAGAAGUUCUGCAUAAGAUAUCAGCGGCAAAUGGCAGCCGAGCAAUGGCUAAUGCAACCAAGAAGCAGCAAAAGCACCAGGCCAGACCAGAGACGAAGAGAAAAAGCUCUUACUUUGGACAGGGGGGUUCCUUCUACUAUGAUGUUUGCCCUCCAAACGAAGAGAAAGGCAUGCCUUCUGAAGCCACAUCUCAUCUAACCCUUCCUCCUGGAGGCAUUAUUCAGCAAAAGCAAGACUUGGGAUCUGAGUCCUUUGGUUUUAUGCAAAACAACUAUCCCUACUUGCAGGCUGAUUACAGUCUUUCAGACCAUAAUUCAAGUUUUCCCGGAAUAUCUCCUAUCAAAUCUAAUCACCAUGGACAGAAUAUUCCAUCGAAAGAGUCGUCGUACUCUUCAAAUCAGGUGGUUUCGGCGCAGAGUUCUCAUAAUCCAGCAUUUCAGGUGACCUCUGCUGUACCUUUGGAAGAGACAGAAAAGCAGCAACCUAAGCAAGCCUAUACUACCAUGUUUAGUGACAAACCUACAAAUGGGGAAAUAGGGGAUCGGGUUGCCGUGUGUGGUCAAAAUUCAGGAAAUCAACUUGAGAAUCAAAAAGUUGAAAAAUAUCAUGGAGAGUAUGGAUACCAAGAGGGCUCUUCUGUGAGUUCUGCUGUCGAUGAAGCCUCACUUGAGGCGACAAGUUUUCGCCAGCUUCAACUUGUCAUGGAGCAGUUGGAUGUGAAGACAAAACUAUGCAUAAGGGAUAGUCUGUACCGCUUGGCACGAAGUGCAGAACAGAGACAUAACCACACCCAUAUGAAGGGAAGUUGCUGCGGAGAUGAUUUAGACACAAAUGGAGAACUGUUGGCAGAAGGAACAAAUAAGUGUAACGCACUUAUGGAUAUUGAAACCGACACGAACCCCAUAGAUCGGUCGAUAGCGCACCUACUAUUUCACAGGCCUUCAGACUCUGGCUCUUUGUCUUUUAAGCCACCGUCUCUGGUAAGAUGAUCUGUUAACCCAUUGAGAAUAUUUCGUCUGUGUCUUCUUGGGUAUGAAUAAUCUUAGGCAUUUUGAUAGAUUGAACCUGAUCCUAUUGGAGUCACAAAAAACAGAUACAUGAUUCUGUCGGUAGGCAACAUGUGAUUGCUGAGAAGUCAGGGGAUGAAGAAGGAUCUGCUGCUAAAAUGGAUAAUAUGGCUGAUAGUUGACGACAAAUGUUACAGAAAUAGCAGAUUUGAAAUGUAAUCCUGUGUAUUUUAACUUAUACUGCUGCAUUGUAUGAAUACACUCCCAGAGUACUAACAACAGAGUUGAGUUUGUUGCACAUUUUGAUUGCCCGUGAUUGAAGAUGUUAUUGCCUCUAAUAGGGAUGUGGAUUUCUACGUUGUUCAUACACCUGACUGGUUCAUGCUUAACAAAGUUCGUUUCUUUUUUUAUA